AUGUUAGACGCUUCAAAGGGAAUUUUAUAUCUUCACAAGAAUGGGAUGCUUUACAGAGACAUCAAACCAGACAAUAUCCUUGUGUUGUCAAUAGAUUUGAAUGGUGUAAAUGCCAAGUUAACUGAUUUUGGAAGUGCUAGAAAUGUCAAUUUAUUGAUGACUAAUAUGACCUUCACAAAAGGAAUUGGAACACCAAUUUAUAUGGCACCUGAAGUGUUGAAACAGGAAAAAUACACGAAAAGUGCGGACGUGUAUUCAUUUGCAAUAACCAUGUUUGAGUGUUUUUCUUGGAAAGAUGCAUAUCCUAUCACCACAUUCAAAUUUCCUUGGAAAAUUGCAGAGUUUGUUUCAUCUAGAAAGCGUCCUGAGAAUGGUGAACCAAUCCCAAUUAUGUUGUAUGAAUUGAUACAAAAUUGUUGGGGACAGAAACAAAAAGAGCGAUUAGAUAUUCAUUGCAUCGAAGAACAGUUGCAAUUUCUGUUUAAUCAUCAAUAA
Molecule: messenger RNA, 495 nt
Organism: Entamoeba invadens IP1
Lineage: Eukaryota; Evosea; Mastigamoebida; Endamoebidae
Product: serine/threonine protein kinase ppk11, putative
Exons: 1
Coding region: 1-495 (164 amino acids)
Biological process (GO): protein phosphorylation
Molecular function (GO): protein kinase activity; ATP binding
Source: RefSeq, a predicted model, not a curated record